Messenger RNA from Ipomoea nil (Japanese morning glory), 526 nucleotides. Its product is annotated as 60S ribosomal protein L37a. The coding region runs from base 96 to 374 and encodes 92 amino acids. The record is from RefSeq and is a predicted model, not a curated record. NCBI's taxonomy places the organism in Eukaryota, Viridiplantae, Streptophyta, Magnoliopsida, Solanales, Convolvulaceae. The transcript is spliced from 5 exons. Gene Ontology annotation, molecular function: structural constituent of ribosome. Gene Ontology annotation, cellular component: ribosome. Gene Ontology annotation, biological process: translation.
CUAUAUAGACCCAUCUUAAGGGUUUAUCUCAGUUUGUUCGUCUUCAUCUUCGUACAGACUCGGCCGUCUCAGCGCUGUUAUCCUAGCUCCCCAAGAUGACCAAGAGAACCAAGAAGGCUGGUAUUGUUGGGAAGUACGGUACCCGCUAUGGUGCCAGUUUGAGAAAACAAAUAAAGAAGAUGGAGGUCAGUCAGCAUAGCAAGUACUUCUGUGAGUUCUGUGGGAAGUACGCGGUGAAGAGGAAAGCUGUGGGUAUUUGGGGUUGCAAAGACUGCGGGAAAGUCAAAGCUGGUGGUGCUUACACACUGAACACUGCUAGUGCUGUUACAGUAAGGAGCACCAUCCGAAGGCUUAGGGAGCAAACCGAGAGCUAGAAACGCGAAGCUAGUAGUCAAGCUUGAGACUUUUAUACUUUGGUUGUUUUGUAGCUAUCAAAAUCUAGACCUUUGUGUAAUGUUAGAGGGUGUUUUGAUUUUUGAAACAUCUGAAUCUUUUUGCAUGUUGGAAUUAAUGUGAGAUGCUGCUU